Messenger RNA from Pseudo-nitzschia multistriata, 6264 nucleotides. Lineage: Eukaryota; Bacillariophyta; Bacillariophyceae; Bacillariales; Bacillariaceae. The record is from the annotation of a GenBank genome assembly.
UACAAAAGCAGAACCUGGUAUGUAUCGUUCGAUGUCUUCAGUGUAGGCAAUAGUUAAGAACAACGUUUCUACUCAGGUUCUCCAUGGCACGCGACGAAUAAAUGCCAAACCAAGAAAUUCUUAGGUUGCCUCACAUUAAUAAUGGCUAAGAACUAUUCUAUUUUAGAAUUUUGGAGUUCCGURAAAUGCAUAAGAUCCUCAAUGGGUCUUCUGACUUCCAUUGUUCUUCAUAGCAACUUGUUCAAGUACGAGAAAUGAGUUCUCGAUUACGUGAGAACCGUACUACUGCCCCCAAGUGCACCUCUUUGGGUGGUCCUAAAAGAACGUCCCCCACUUACUUAACAAUUUUCGAGUUGGAUUGAAACAAUUUUCGAAUUGGAUUGAAGCAAUGACAGUGCAAUGACCAUGUACAACAUGUAGAAUCAGUUCUGGAGACUAAAAUGCGUGUGAAUAAAAAUUAUCAUUUUUUUUUAACUCAUGAAAAUACACUAUGAUAACGCGGCGAGGUACGAACUUACUUGUACCUUACGUACUCAUUCUACGUGCUCAUACGUAGUCAUAGUGGUACCUGUAUGUUGCAUGGCACUAUUCUGUGCUAUCCUCUACCAGCCCCGUACGAGUACCGAGUAUUACCUACCACAUAUUCGGGUACGAUACCGUAUGACCAUUGAUCAUUGAUUUCGUUCUCUACCAUAUGUACAUGUUAUAUGUAUGUAACAUAUUUUGGUGGUCCCGGUUAUGACCUACGGUACCGUAUGACAAUUGAUCAUUGAUUCCGUUCUCUAUCAUAUGUGUGAAACGUAUGCUCUUUUGUGUCGUAUGUGCAGUAUGUACCAACCGUCCGGUACGUGUAUGAUUACGUAUGUUCUCUAGUGUCAUACUCGUACCUAACGUACUUUACAGUACGAACGUGUUUACAAUAAAGAGUGAGAUUUUUCACGAGAUACUCGUGACUGAGYGUCACAAUAUGUAAUUCGUACAUACGUACUUCAUGUAUGUAACAUAUUUUGGCACCAAAAUACUUUUAUGGCGUUACACUUUGCACUACGGUACCGUACAUUAAUACGUACCGGUACGCUAUGCCCUUGCUCAUUGCCCAAGGACCUUAGCCUUGUCAGAGGGCGGGGUCGUACCGUAAUAGCGACCGUUACAGCAUGUACAACAAGUACAAGCGCGUGUACACGACAUUUCCUCUGCGCUAUCGUUGCGUUGUAAGAGAAAAAAUCUGUGCGACAAACUGCGCAACAGUAGGAGCACGAGUGAGAAACGUACGGUAAGUUAUGAGUACAAGUACCUGUACGAGUACUACGUACGAGAAAGGGUAUUAAAACUCUUGAAUGCCAUCAUCAUCACAAACGGUUUUUCAGAAAACUCCUUCCUGCCUGAAUCUGUUUGGCUUGUCGAAGGCAAUUUGAUCGAUUAAUCGGUCGAUCGAUAUCUUCCUUCUUUCACUGAAUCGCAAUCGGGGCAGAUAGACGCGUGACGAAUACAAUUUGAUCAAAUCUGACCGAACCGAACAAAGUCAAACAGACCCAUUGAAAUGGAUGCUGGAUCGACGAGUUGUUCUGCCUGUGCUACUGCUACCCAUCCUUGCGUGACUCCAAAAGCAUAACAGCAACCAUCGCAACCGGCAUCCCGACCCCCGAUUGAUAAAGAUCUGCGCAAACAUUUACGACAGAUACACACAAAAGACCCAUAGACGUCCACAGCACAAACACACAAACUUACGCAUACAGAGAUACAGACGAUCAAACACAAACACCCACCCACCCACACAACAAAACAAAACAAAACAAGCAUGGCCCAGCUGAACCAAAUCCUGUGGUCCAAUAUCACGUGGGGGGCGUGCGGAAUUUUCUUCCUUUGCCUCUUCGGCAUUGCUAUCAAGUUCGAAUGGAAUUCCCAGUUGACCCCCAAGGCCUGGAACAGGCCGCGGAACGUCCUGAAGAACGUCUUAAAGAGGCACAAAAUCUUCGGGUGCAUCAACUUCUACCCCUUUACAUGGUGCAUAUGGGCCGCCCGGCUCAGUUAUCCCCAGGCGAUGGAGGGCAUCCCCGGAACGGGAACCCGGGACGAUGGCUGGAGCGGGCCGACCAUGAAGAUGAAUCUCGACGGGAUCAUCCUGCUCAAGUUCCACAAGAUGCUCUUCAAGAUCGGGAUUUUUGCCUCACUCCUGGCCUGCGGAAUAUUGCUCCCDGUCUACACUUCUAGCGUCUGCGACCCCCUGGUAGUGGGAGAACGGGAGUGCCAGCGGCUAGCGAGCCUGACGGACUUUGAGAACCUGACAAUUUCCUACGUUCCGGAGGUCCGGAUCAGCACCGAGGGUUCCCUGCCGAGCAAUGCCACCAACAACAAUUGGUGGGACGAGGAGGAGGAGAGGGAGGGCAACAACGACGAAGACGGCACGGACUCCGCCAAGGCCUCCGGUAGCAGGCUUGGCUUUCUCAGAUCAAAGAGCAGCGGCACCGCUGCCCCGACACAGGCCUUCCUCCGCAACAACAACAACAAGCCGCAGCUCAUCGACGAGGACGGAAACAUCAUCAUCCCCCCGGAACCCAUCGCGACGCAGCACACCGCGAACUCCAAGUGGGUGCCGGGAAUCUCGUGGAGGCACCUGACGACCGCGGUGUGCUCGGUCCUGAUCUACGCAUACACGUGCUGUAAGUUUCGAAUCGAAUCACUCUGCGUAGUUUGAGUGUCGAAUGAAAUUCUUUUGAUUCGUAUUCUUUGGAUUUUGAGUUGGCACAUGCGUGAUCAUGAUUCCUUCUUCUCGAAACAUGCAAUUGCAUAUUUUGUAUUUAAUUCAGUUGCUAAUGGUUAGCUGCUGUUUUUUUCACUUUUCUUCCUUUUUAUGCCGAUCGGUCGACUUCGAUAACAAUUGAAAUGCAUGCAAACAUUACCAACACAACAACUAACUUACAUGGUGUGCAUCAUGGAAUCAAAAUACACGACAAUGAAAAUGCAAUUCUAUGUGCAAUCUCCUGUGCAAACCCUUUGAUAAUGGCGUGUUUGCAACUCCCAAAAAUAUCACAACAAUUAACAGACUUGUUGUGGCAUGAAUGGAUCGACAAUCUGGCGCUGCGGAGGGUCUACUUUCUUGAAUCCGAUCACUACGUACACCGCAUGCAGGAACUGGACGACAUAGCCAACCUGCAGACCAAACCAGAGGAUCCAGUCAUCGCCAAGCGGCCGCCUUUUGUCCCACACCCCGAAAUGAGGGAGGUUCCGCCCAACGUCAGCCUCUAUAGCGUCCUAUACCAGCUUCCGGUUUCACUACUGACGUUUGACACGGACGGGGCCACGCAGAUGGAUCGGCAGCUGGUGGCGACGGUCCGCUUCUUCAACGAAUGCGUUCCGGCGCAGCCAGGCUACACAUCGAGCGUUGUGGCCGCUACCAUCAUUCCGGACGCGGCGCGGGUUGCCAAGUGCUGGACCAAGUGGUACCGAAUGGAAAAGAAGGUGCGAAUGGUCCGGUACAUACGAAAGAUACUCCUCAAAAAGCAACAAAAAUUAGAAGAGGGCACCACGGAUAUUUAUGACGACGUCAAGCAGGCCCUCAAGAACUCGAACCACUCCAUGAAGACGGUCGCCCAGAGGGCCUAUCGACGAGUCUCGCGGACCGCAUCCGCCGCGUUGAAGAAUAAUGGCAGCAGUAUGGAUCCAUCAGGCAACAUGGAGACGAACAGUACCACAACGACCCUUGAGAUGACGAGCCUUGUGGGGGAGCACACAGAGGAAAAAAUACCCCUCGUGUCGCCGGGUUCCUUUCCACACGUCAAUGAAAACGGCCGGGACAACUCUCCGGCAGUCGAAACAAACCCUCUCCCUGGGAGUGAUGCGGAAACAUUGGAAGCAUUUGGAUCUGGUAUUUCUUUUGCAGCCGGUGAAGAGGUAGGUGACGAGGACAAGGCUGGCAGCGACGUCGACGGCGGUUUCUGGCAGAAUUUCUUUGGGGGAAAUCGAAGCGAUGGCGAGGCAGCAAUAGCCGAUGAUAGAGAUCGCAUACAGCACGACUCCGAAGAAUUUUUGGAGGGGAGUUUUGUUGGCGAUGACUCCGCCACUGACAUUGAGACGAAGGGAUCACAGUCCCUCGAGUUAGAUCAGAGCAUGAACUCUUCAUUGGAUCGUCGAGACAUCUCGCGUAGCAGCAGUGGUAAAUUUUGCGGUGCUCUCACCCAUGGAUUCAAGUACGAAGACUAUGAUGUGAAGCAGUACGCCAAAACUGUUUCCCACGGCGAAGAAAGCGAGCUCAUCGAUAUUGUGGACGGACUUGGCAUAGAGGAAUUGAGCGUGUUUGCCCGGGAGUAUGCACAGUCAUCCUCCAGUCCGUGCCCACUUGGUUGCUUUCCGAACUCGCUAAAAUUCCUGGACAUGGACGAACUGAGAGAGAUAGAAGAGUCACUUUGGGCCGAAAUCAAGAUCUUGAACGAGGAACUCAUCGAGGCUCGAGAAAAUGUGAUUAAACUUGACGACGAUUUCGAGGUGGAGCCGACGAUGAUAUCGUCUGCAGCUUUCGACAACGACGACCAAACAGUUGGUUCUCAGGGCAUCGAUGAAAGCAUUUCAAACGAUAGCGAURUUCUUYUUGAUAGUCCAUCGUCUCGGAAAACGCGUCUCUGCAAGCUACGGAAUCGAGCUGCCGUGACAACAAAUCACCAACAAUGGGAGAAAGCGAAGGAAGUUGCCAAAAGCAUGAAGGAGAUCAUCCCCCAGACAACCUUUCCCAAGCGAAUUUCUGUGGUUUUCAAACCGAUAAUGCCUCCCAUCGCAAGAGCGUUCGCAUCAUGUGGUGGCCGGUACAAUCCCUGCUUCAAGGAAACUCUCAACUCCCUCCCCAAGUACUAUGGACAAAUGAAAGGAGCUGGUAGGGCCUUCGUUACUGCUCUAGAUCACCCGUCGUACGCGGUGGUUACCUUUUCAUCGCGACAGGCUGCUAUUGCGGCGAGGCAGUGCUUGGCGGACGGAGGAGCGAAUAACUCCUGGCAGCAGAUUGAUGAGAUCCCCAUCCCACCGCUCGCCGAUGCCCCGCCGCGAAAUAUAUUGUUUUGCCGGGGAUGCUGGUAAGUUAUCUACGAGUUGUAUUGUACUCCUGUUCCGCGCCACUAUAGUGGUAGCGAAACAUAUUAGCAACGGAUGUUUCAGGGUUUUCACGAAAUUAAUUUAAGCAGAUACAGAAUUUGCAAAAGUAUCUUUCAACUUACCAGGAAUCGCUUUCUUAUUUUCUUGACGAACCCGAUUGUUUAUUCAGUCGACCAGUCACACUGACAAUAAACGUAAGCAAAUCAUGACUGCCAUGACAAUCUUCUGUGUACAAUACUAUUGUGGCAUACAGUCUCCGUCUUAUUUUUCGUUUCUAUUUUAUUCGUCCAAUCAACAUGAAGUACAAGGAAAAGAAAUGCCGGCGUUGGAGGUAAGUCACUUGUUGAGCUAACAAAAAUCGCAUCUAAACUUUGUAUUUCUUUCCGUUUGCUCACCUUUGAAAAACACUCAAUUCGUUCUUUCUAGUAUUUAUCUCUUCAUGCUCUUCUUUUGCUGUUUUUACACAAUACCGUUAGCGUAAGUUGACGCGGGAUCCUUUCUCCAGAUUCAGAUCUUUCGUAUCUUUCAAAUCUCACGUCAAUGGCGUCGCAUCCUGUCGUAGUUUCAUUUCCUUGUUGUUGAAUCCGCGAUGGUUGGUAAAAUUCUUCCCCAAUUCCAGGUCACUUAAUGAUCCAGAUAAUGUUUUGUACCGUGCAUUAGCAGGGCCUGCAUCAGGUCUGUGUACCACUUUGUUCAUGGCGCUGCUCCCACAAAUUUUCAAAUUAGUGGCGUACUCGGAAGGGACAUCAAGUAGUCUCGAAAUGGCGGAACGAAAAGCGCUACUUUUCAUGUGGUAUUUCAUGCUCAUCACCGCAUUUUUUGGACAAUAUCUCGCAACAAUGCUCAUCCAAUGGUAUUAUCAUGGUACGUCAUGUUGCAAUGCCUCCUUGCUUUCACAAAUGAUAUCUGUUCUAAUUUCAACGCCGUUUGUUUUCUUGAUACUUGCGAAAAAAGCUGGUGUGACACACAUCACGCAGAGCCUUUGGUCAACGGUGAAUACGGUCGCCACGUUGAUCCCGUCUCACAUUGCCCCGCAAUGGCUGAAUUGGAUCAUCAUUCGUUAUGGCUUCAUUUGGCCCGGAGGCUACUUUUUCCAAAUGAAUACGUUCCUGACGAAGAUAUCGGGUUUGACGUGUCUUAAUCGUGUUGCAAGGGGAGGGUAAGCAAUAGAUGUCACUUUUGGAA